UCUGUCCUGAGUUUAGAACCCUUUACAGUUGCAGAGGUGUUAACACUGUUGGUCAUCCUCUGCUCAUCGUCAACCAAUCAUGCGGUCUGCUCUGAUCCUUCUGCUGUGCGUCCUGGGAGCAGCCCUGUGGUCCGGCGCGUUGGCCAACAAUGCAAAUCUUCCUGAAGAAUGCUGUUUCAAGUAUUACAACAGAAAAAUCCCCAGACAACUCAUCAGGGAAUAUGAAAUGACAAGAUCUGACUGCUCUAAGAGGGGAGUCAUCUUGUUCACAAAAAAUAACUUCCGCUUCUGUGCCAAUCCAGAAGACCCUACGGUUGAGAAGAUCAUGAAGUCCAUCGACGAGAGUAAAUUCUAGGAACCACUUCCCAGGAAGAAGGCUAAAGUCUAAACAGUCAACUCCUGCUCCUAGUUCCUUUUCAGCUCUGCGUAAAAUAACUGUUUUGUUUUUUUACAUGUAGUGACAAAGUGUCAAUUGAUAUGCUAGCAAUCAUGGUGAUAAUUUAGUAAAUGUGUAACACGUGUAUCAGAUAUAAUGAUCAUGUUAUGAACAUGAAAUGCAUUUUAUCACUCAACCAAAGGGUUUACUGAUAAAAAGGACUCAUUUGAGUCAGAAAGGAGUUGGAGCACUUCACAAAAAAAGGCCGAGAGGAAUUUCUUACUUGGAUGAGUACAGGUGACUGACGUUUUCCUCAGAGUUACCUGACAAUUUCACUUAACUCCUAUUUAUAGCAUACCAUGAAAAUAAAAAUCAGGUCAAUGGAAAAUAGUGGCACUAAGUAAUAACAGUAAUAAUAAAACAAAUAUGGUGUCUUGUUGUUGACCAAUGUGUCAUAUAAAAAUCAAUGAUCUACCUUGGGGGUAUUUGAGUGUCGGUGGAAAGAGUGGCACAAGAGACCCCAAAAAUCAAGGCAACUACAUUUAGAAAUACCCAUUUUUUUUUUACACUGUUGUCUCUCAAUAGGUGACUAGGCUAUAAAUAGGUAAUAGUUAAGUGCAAUGGUCAGGUCACUCUGAGUAAGAGGUCAGCUUGACGUCAGUCACCUGUACUCAUCCUGAACAACAGAUUAAAGUGAGCAAAUAAUAAAUUAAUCUCUGCCUCUUUUUUUUUUUUUUUGAGUUUUCCAAAUGUUUUCUGCCUCAAAUGAGUCCUUUUGGAACUUUUUCUUGGUAAGCCUUUU
Molecule: messenger RNA, 1178 nt
Organism: Oncorhynchus mykiss (rainbow trout)
Lineage: Eukaryota; Metazoa; Chordata; Actinopteri; Salmoniformes; Salmonidae
Source: RefSeq, a predicted model, not a curated record